Molecule: messenger RNA, 1524 nt
Organism: Pediculus humanus corporis (human body louse)
Lineage: Eukaryota; Metazoa; Arthropoda; Insecta; Psocodea; Pediculidae
Product: glutamyl-tRNA synthetase, putative
Exons: 7
Coding region: 1-1524 (507 amino acids)
Biological process (GO): glutamyl-tRNA aminoacylation
Molecular function (GO): tRNA binding; zinc ion binding; glutamate-tRNA ligase activity
Source: RefSeq, a predicted model, not a curated record
AUGAUUUUUGUUUCGAAAAUUCAUACGUUAUUAAUUUUUAAUAAAAGUACAAGGUUAAAAAGAUUUUUUUGUACGAAACCCGUCAGAGUGAGAUUUGCUCCAAGUCCUACUGGAUUGUUACAUUUGGGCGGUUUAAGAACUGCAUUAUUUAAUUAUUUAUUUGCAAAAUCUCAAAAUGGAAUUUUCAUACUCAGAAUUGAAGAUACAGAUUUAGAAAGGAAAAUUGAUUUUGCAACUGAAAAUUUAAUUAAAGAUUUAGAAUGGUGCGGUAUUAAAUUCGACGAAGGACCUUAUUUCCAAACGGAAAGGAUAAACAUAUAUAAAAAAUAUGCUAAACAGUUAUUGGAAAAUGAUUCUGCUUACUAUUGCUUUUGCAGUAAGGAAAGAUUGGAAUUGUUGAGAAAAGAAAUGAUAAAAACGGGGGAAGUCCCAAGAUACGAUAAUAAUUGCAGACACAUGUCAAAAGAUGAAAUCGAUGAUAAACUUAAAAGUGGAAGUCAACCCUGCAUAAGGUUUAAGUUAACAAAAUAUAAUGAACCGAUACCUGAUUUAAUUUUCGAUUCGAUCAAACAUGAUGUCCAUGAAGUCGAAGGAGAUCCGAUUAUAUUAAAAGCAGACGGCUUUCCGACAUAUCAUUUGGCUAAUGUUGUCGAUGAUCACUUGAUGAAAAUUUCGCAUGUUUUAAGAGGAGUCGAAUGGCAGAUAUCAACAGUAAAACAUAUUCUUCUCUACAAAGCAUUCAAUUGGACUCCUCCUUUGUUCGGUCACAUUCCUUUACUAUUAAAUGCAGAUGGUUCGAAAUUAUCUAAAAGGCAAAAUGAUAUCAACAUCCAACAGUUAAGAAACAAUGGUUACUUUUCGAAUGCCAUAUUAAAUUUUGUUAUCAAAUCGGGAGGUGGUUUUAACAUUAAUCACGAUGAAAAAUGUACAAAAAUAUUUUUAAUGAAUGAAUUAGUGAAUGAAUUUAAUGUAUCGAGAAUAAGUAACAUUUCAUCGAAAAUUGAUUUGAAGGAUUUAGAUUGUUACAAUCAUUUUGAAAUAGAAAGAAUGCUUGAAACAAAUGAGGGAACAAAUUCAUUAAUUGAUCAAGUAUUGCAAUUACUUUCAGAAAAAUAUAAAAAUGUGACUUUGGAUGAGUGCGUUUUAAAACGGGAUUACAUAAAACAAAUAUUACAUAAAAUGAAAAAGAGAAUUGUUAAUUUAAAAGAUUUGAUUUCGAAUGAAAAUUCAUUUCUAUGGUUUUGGGAUGGUCAAAUAAAAAUAAAUGAAAAUGAUGCAAUCAUAGUUGAAAAUUUUUUAAGGGAUAUUGAUAAUAUCGAAUGGACGUUUGAAGGAAUAAAAAUAUUUAAUAAAAAAUUUGCUGCGGAUAAUAAAGUGAAAUUUUCCGACUUAAUGAAAAUAUUUCGUUUCAUUUUAAUUCGUGCAAAGGAAGGUCCGGGCGUUGCUGAAAUUUUAUUAAUUUUAGGAAAAGAUGUUGUUCGACAUCGUUUGAGUGUUGCUUUAAAUAAUUUUCAAGCAUUAUGA